Menidia menidia (Atlantic silverside) is the source of this 3123-nucleotide messenger RNA. NCBI's taxonomy places the organism in Eukaryota, Metazoa, Chordata, Actinopteri, Atheriniformes, Atherinopsidae. The record is from the annotation of a GenBank genome assembly.
AUGUGCCGAGGGAACGACAAACCUGAAAUCCUUCUCUUCGACAUCUCUUUACAUCAAACUAGACUAGAGGUUAAUCCUCUGCAGGGCAGCUGUCGCUCAGCCGAAUUACCAGGAGGAUUAGUGUCUCCGCCCUGUAUCAUACAGACUGUCAUCAACACAAACAGCAGUCGGUGUAACACGACACGGCAGAAAGCCGCCGCCAUGCCAACAGUUAAGAGCAAGAAGAGGAAAGUGAAGAAGGAGGCGAACGAGACGGAGGAGCAGGGGGAAGUGGGCCUGGAGGUGGAGAUGGAGAAUGUGACCAAUAGGAUUAGCUCUGAGAGCAGGGACCCUCUGACUCCUGAUCUGCAGGAUCCAGCACCGCAGAAGAAGAAGAAAAAGAAGAAAGCCUCCACUAUUGACCAGGAAACGGAGCAUGCUGAUGUUCCAAACGGAAACACGGUCGACUCAGGCCUGGAUGGAGAGGAAACGGCCGUUCCUGUCACCAGAAGAACCAAAAAGAAGAGCAAAAAGGCAAAGGCCGCAGAGCACACCAGCAAUGACCUGGGAGUCGAAGAUGAUGACAUAAUCUCCGAUGCCCAGUCGCCCAUCCCCCAGCAUUCCCUGUUCUCCGCCCCGCACGGACAGAGCCACCCGGUCGGCAAAGUCUUCGUGGAGAGGAACCGACGUUUUCAGGCGGAUCGAGUGGAGCAGCUCAGACACACAGAGCUGAUGGACGACUACAUGGACCCCAGGCAGAUCUGGACCACCAGGGACAUCGCUUUGAGGGUUCACGGCGGCUUCAGGGUGAUCGGGCUGUUCUCUCACGGAUUCCUGGCCGGUUUUGCCGUGUGGAACAUUAUCGUUGUGUACGUGCUGGCGGGCGAUCAGAUGACUUCGCUGUCCAACCUGCUGCAGCAGUACCAUCCGCUGGCCUACCCGGCGCAGUCUCUGCUCUACCUGCUGCUCGCCAUCAGCACCGUGUCCGCCUUCGACAGGUCUGUGAGCACCAUGUUCAACAGCAACCGGCACGUCAGCUUCAAAGACAAACAAACCCCCAGAAACAUCAUGGUGAACCUGGCCAAGACUUCCAUGGCCCUGAGAGGCUUUCUCACCCUCGACCCUGUUGCCCUGGCGUCAUUCUUAUAUUUUAUAGCCCUGAUCCUGUCCCUCAGCCAGCAAAUGACCAGUGAUCGCAUCAACCUCUAUCCGUCCGCCAAUGCGACUCUGUGGCCCUCGGGCUCAGAGGAGCAGAUCCUGCGGCCGUGGAUCGUGGUCAAUCUUGUGGUGGCGCUGUUAGUGGGUUUGGCCUGGGCUGUUGUGUCCACGCGGCCGGACAUCGACUACACAGAAGCACGACACAUCCAGUCAGCGCGAGCUGCAGCCGUUAGUAGUAAAAAGCAUGUAAAGAUGGCGGAGCUACAGAUGCUGCUGGAGGAAGAAAUUCCAGCGGGACGGAGAGCGUUGCUGGAUAGUUUUACCAACCUGGAAAGAGUAGCGGAAUACUGCGAAAGCAACUAUGUACAGGUACUCUCCGCAGACAAGCAGCGAGCGCUUGAGGAGACGAAGAGCUACACCACCCAGUCCCUGGCAAGCGUGGCCUACCUCAUCAACACGCUGGCCAACAAUGUGCUGCAGAUGCUGGACAUUCAGGCCUCGCAGCUGCGUCGGAUGGAGAGCUCCGUCAACCACAUUUCACAGACCGUCGACAUUCACAAAGAGAAGGUGGCGAGGCGAGAGAUCGGCAUCCUGACCACCAACAAGAACACAACUCGCUCCCAUAAAAUUGUUGCCCCGGCCAAUCCAGAGAGGCCAGUGCGCUACAUUAGGAAGCCUAUUGACUACAGUGUGCUGGACGAUACUGGGCAUGGGGUCAAGGUGAAUGGCCAGCAGAACAUGAAACUUGGAGGGGGUUUGUCCCGGUCAAAUCCUCCGACCCAGAAACCGCCCAGUCCACCAAGGGCAGGCAAGGGGAUCUUCGGGAAGAACUCCCCCUACAGGACUCUGGAGCCAGUGCGCCCCCCAGUGGUGCCCAAUGACUAUGUUUCCAGCCCAACCAGAAAUAACAUGGCCUCUGGACAGCUUCCAAGUCCUGUGCGCACAGCCACCCUCAACCAUCGCCCCCGAACGUACAGUGGUAGCAGUGGAGGCAGCCACCCCAGCAGCAGCAGCCGGAGCAGCAGCAGAGAGAACAGCGGCAGCGGCAGUGUGGGCGUUCCCAUCGCCGUGCCGACGCCCUCCCCACCCUCCACCUUUCCAGCUAGUUCUUCCUCCACCGCACCUAAUUCCUCCCCUUCUCCUUCCCCAACUCCUUCGUCCUUCUCCUCCUCCUCAUCCACCACAACCUUAACCCAACCUAAUGCGCCUCUGCCGCCAAACUCACCUUCACACUGCGCUGAUUCAGCACAAUCGAACGCACCAAACACCAGCACCUCCUCUCCUUCUAACCCUAACCCUGACACACCCGAGGUCGAGCCGUCUUCUAUCCCUCCUCCCGCCCCUCCUCCUCCACUCUCCUCUUCCUCAUCACCUGCUGAAGGCCCCAUCGUCCCUCAGUUCUACAGCAUGAACCGGCCUCAGCCUCGACAACAGGCCCCGCAGGUUGGGGGGUCACUUCCAUACCGCCGCCCCCCCUCUGUGACCGGUCAGCCCAUUGUAUCACAGAACCAUGUUAACGGUGGCCCCCACUACAACCAGAGCCCGGCCUCCCCUCCACCCCCUUCCUUCCUCCAGUUCACCCCUCAGCUUCCUCUAAUGGGAUUUGUCGCUCGGGUUCAGGAGUCCAUUUCAGACAGCCCCCAUCCACCUCACCCGUCCACAGAGAGCCAAUCAGGGCCUGCGGAGGCUUCGACCUCCCCACAGCCAUUGGAGGACGGACACGGGGAAGAAGACUCUGCCGUGGUGGAGUACAGCGAUCCGUAUGCUGAAGAAGACCCGCCAUGGGCUCCCAGAACCUACAUGGAGAAAGUGGUGGCCAUCUAUGACUACAGUGCAGACAAAGAGGACGAGCUGUCGUUUCAGGAAGGAGCAAUCAUUUAUGUCAUCAAGAAGAACGAGGACGGAUGGUUCGAGGGAGUGAUGAACGCCACCACCGGCCUCUUCCCUGGGAAUUACGUUGAGUCUAUCAUGCACUACGCUGACUGA